UUAUAACUUCCCUCCUGCGACAGGGCAGAUCGAUUCUAGAACAAAAACAAAAGUGAGAAUGCUAGGGUUGGCACUCUCACUUCCUCUUUGAAUGUAGUACUUACAGAGGGGCACCCACUGAGAGAGAAGAGACAGGUACCCCAGGGACUCUGCCCUGCCACCAGUUACAGAUCGUCAUGCUUUCUCACGGCCUCCACUGGUUGCAGAAAAUGCCAGGAUGAUGCCUUCCUUGCUCCUGGCUGGGACUCUGAUCAUGGCAUUGUUCUUCUCCUGCCUGAGACUGGGAAGCUUGAAUCCCUGCAUAGAGGUAGUUCCUAAUAUUACCUACCAAUGCAUGGAUCAGUAUCUCAGCAAAAUCCCUGAUGACAUUCCUUCUUCAACCAAGAACAUAGAUCUGAGCUUCAAUCCCCUGAAGAUCUUAAGAAGCUAUAGCUUCUCCAAUUUCUCAGAACUUCAGUGGCUGGAUUUAUCCAGGUGUGAAAUUGAGACAGUUGAAGACAAGGCAUGGCAUGGCUUACACCAGCUCUCAACCUUGAUACUGACAGGAAACCCUAUCCAGAGUUUGUCUCCAGGAAGUUUUUCUGGACUAACAAGUUUAGAGAAUCUGGUGGCUGUGGAGACAAAAUUGGCCUCUCUAGAGAGCUUCCCUAUUGGACAGCUUAUAACCUUAAAAAAACUCAAUGUGGCUCAUAAUCUUAUACAUUCCUCUAAGUUACCUGACUAUUUUUCUAAUCUGACAAAUCUAGAACAUGUUGAUCUUUCUUAUAACAAUAUUCAAACUAUUUCUGUCAAAGACUUACAGUUUCUACGUGAAAAUCCCCAAGUCAAUCUCUCUUUAGACUUGUCUUUGAACCCAAUUGACUUCAUUCAACCCCAAGCCUUUCAGGGAAUUAGGCUUCAUGAACUGACUCUAAGAAGUAAUUUUAAUAGCUCAAAUGCAAUGAAAAUGUGCCUUCAAAACCUGGCUGGUUUACACGUCCAUCGGUUGAUCUUGGGAGAAUUUAAAAAUGAAAGGAAUCUGGAAAGUUUUGACAGCUCUGUCAUGGAAGGACUAUGUGGUAUGACCAUUGAUGAAUUCAGAUUAACAUAUAUAAAUCAGUUUUCAGAUGAUAUUGUUAACUUCAAUUGCUUGGCAAAUGUUUCUGCAAUGUCUCUGGCAGGUGUAUCUGUAAAACACCUAAAAGAUAUUCCUAACCAUUUCAAAUGGGAAUCCUUAUCAGUCUUUAGAUGUCAACUUAAACAGUUUCCAACUCUGAGUCUACCCUUUCUUAAAAACUUUACUUUAAACACCAACAAAUGGAGUAUCAGUUUUACAAAAGUGACUUUGCCAAGUCUCAGAUUUCUAGAUCUUAGUAGAAAUGCCCUGAGCUUUAGCGGUUGCUGUUCUUCUAAUGAUUUGGGAACAAACAGCCUGCUGUACUUAGACCUCAGCUUCAAUGGUGUCAUCACUAUGAGUGCCAACUUCAUGGGUCUAGAAGAGCUGAAAUAUCUGGAUUUUCAGCACUCCACUUUAAAAAAGGUCACAGAAUUCUCAGCUUUCUUAUCCCUUGAACAACUCCGUUACCUUGACAUCUCUUAUACUAACAUCAAAAUUGACUUUGAUGGCAUAUUUCUUGGCUUGACCAGUCUCGAGACCUUAAAAAUGGCUGGCAAUUCUUUCAAAGACAACACCCUUUCAAAUGUCUUUACAAACACAACAAACUUGACAUUCCUGGAUCUUUCUAAAUGCCAAUUGGAACAGAUAUCAUUGGGGGUAUUUGAUACACUCUAUAGACUUCAGUUAUUAAAUAUGAGUCACAAUAACCUACUUUUUUUGGAUCCAUCUCAUUAUACACAGCUGUACUCCCUCAGCACUCUGGAUUGCAGUUUCAAUCACAUAGAGACAGCCAUAGGAAUACUGCAACAUUUUCCAAAGAGUCUAGCCUUCUUCAAUCUUACCAAUAAUUCUGUUGCUUGUAUAUGUGAACAUCAGAACUUUUUGCAGUGGGUCAAGGACAAGAAGCUGAUCUUGGUGAAUGUUGAACAAAUGACAUGUGCAACACCUGUAGAAAUGAAGGCUUCUCUAGUGUUGGAUUUUAGGAAUUCCACCUGCUAUAUGUACAAGAUCAUCAUCAGUGUAUCCGUGGUCAGUGUGAUUGUGGUAUCCACUGUAGUGUUUCUGAUAUACCAUUUCUAUUUUCACCUGAUGCUUAUUGUUGGCUGUAAAAACUACAGGAAAGGAGAAAGCAUCUAUGAUGCCUUUGUGAUCUACUCAAGUCAGAAUGAGGACUGGGUGAGAAAUGAGCUGGUAAAGAAUUUAGAAGAAGGAGUGCCCCACUUUCAGCUCUGCCUUCACUACAGAGACUUUAUUCCUGGUGUAGCCAUUGCUGCCAACAUCAUCCAGGAAGGCUUCCACAAGAGCCGGAAAGUUAUUGUGGUGGUGUCCAGACACUUUAUCCAGAGCCGAUGGUGUAUCUUUGAGUAUGAGAUUGCUCAGACAUGGCAGUUUCUGAGCAGCCGCUCUGGCAUCAUCUUCAUCAUCCUUGAGAAGGUGGAGAAGUCCUUGCUGAGGCAGCAGGUUGAGUUGUAUCGCCUUCUUAGCAGAAACACCUACUUGGAGUGGGAGGACAGUGCUCUGGGGAGGCACAUCUUCUGGAGAAGACUCAAAAAAGCCUUGUUGGAUGGAAAAGCCUCGAAUCCAGAGGGAGCAGCAGAGGAAGAACAAGAAACAGCUACUUGGACUUGAGGAGACCAAAACUCUGGGUCUAAUACCCAUUCUGUUUACAAUUAUUAAAUGCUACAGCUCACUUGGGUUCUGCUGUGGAGAGGGAUCCCGUGGAGCACAAGGCUGCUAACCUCAUGGACCUUACAGGGCAGAAGGAAGUAACACUGUGAUGAAACUCCUUACUUUCCAGGUAUUAACCAACUCAGGCAAAGAAUCAUAACCAAGAAAGUUUACUCUUAUCAAACUGAAAGAGAAGAAGCUAAGGCCAGUGAGAACAGAAAGGAGUAUCAUUCUUCCUGGGGCCUUUUGAAUAUAAGCCAUAUUAUGCACUGUGUUUCAGUUACCUUAGAAGAGUUUUGAUAGUAUAAACAGAACUGAAUGUUGCUUACUUUCCUUUUUUUCUACUGAAUGCAAUUUAAAUGGCACAAACUCUUUUUAAGAAACCCUCAUUCCAAUUUCAUCUUCCAUUUUAUGUCAUUUUCUUUUUUUUAUCUAAUUCUACAAGAAAUAUGAUUGAUACAUGCUCACAGAUAACCUGUCCAAUCCUUAGAAUGGUAUAUUUAUUAAAUAAAAAUUCCUAGUACACUUUUAUUUUUAUAAA
Grammomys surdaster is the source of this 3305-nucleotide messenger RNA. It is a transcript of the gene Tlr4, whose product is annotated as toll like receptor 4. Lineage: Eukaryota; Metazoa; Chordata; Mammalia; Rodentia; Muridae. Gene Ontology annotation, biological process: defense response to Gram-negative bacterium; inflammatory response; toll-like receptor signaling pathway. The transcript is spliced from 3 exons. Gene Ontology annotation, molecular function: transmembrane signaling receptor activity; lipopolysaccharide immune receptor activity; protein binding. The coding region runs from base 218 to 2725 and encodes 835 amino acids. The record is from RefSeq and is a predicted model, not a curated record. Gene Ontology annotation, cellular component: membrane.